This is a messenger RNA of Spodoptera littoralis (African cotton leafworm), 1255 nucleotides long. The record is from the annotation of a GenBank genome assembly. NCBI's taxonomy places the organism in Eukaryota, Metazoa, Arthropoda, Insecta, Lepidoptera, Noctuidae.
UAUAAACUGGCACCAGUUCAGUCAUUUCGGUAGAGAAAUGGGUGCGAAUCACUGGACUUUAGUUGUAUUGCUCCUUCUGCCUUCUGGCUUAUUAGGGAGUCCUACAGGCGAUGAUGCCACUGGUUCCGCUGCUCUGUCCACUACAGUGGGACUUCGUGGUUUAGCUGAGUCAAAUGCAUAUUCAACGGCUUUAACACAUGGAGGUCCUGGAGGUGGUGGUGGUCUCGCAGAAUCGGGUGCAUUUUCGAACAUAUUGACGCAUGGAAGAGGUGGAGGAUUAUCCACAUCAGGUUCACGUUCAAGUUCUUUAACCCGCGGAGGUAAAAGCAGAUCGGAAUCAAAUGGAUUUGCACAUUCUUUAUUGGAUCCUAGACGAGGUGGAAACAAUGGCGCUGAAGCCUAUUCAAGCGCUAACAGUAAUAGCUAUGGCGGCAAUGGAGCCUCAAAUUCUAUCGCAGAUGUUAUGACGAGUCUAGGAGGCGAAGGUUCAUCUCAAGCAGGUUCCUAUUCGAAUGCAGAAAGCAGUGGGGGAAAUAGAGAUAAUACAGUGCAAUCCGGUGCAUAUUCAAAUGCUGUAACUAAUAGAGGAGGCAGGGGUGGAUCAGCACAGUCUGGUGCAUAUUCCAGUGCAACCAACGAAGGCAGAGGUUCAGCACAAACUGGGGCAUAUUCUAAUGCUAUGACUAAAGGAGGAAGAGGAGGUGGUUCAGCACAAUCGGAAGCAUACUCGAAUGCUAUGUCGGAUGGAGGAAGAGGGGGUGGAUCAGCACAGUCUGGAGCAUACUCAAAUGCUAUGACAAAUGGAGGAAGAGGUGGAGGAUCAGCACAAUCAGGAGCAUAUUCGAAUGCUAUGUCAAAUGGAGGAAGAGGAGGUGGUUCAGCACAGUCUGGAGCAUACUCAAAUGCUAUGACCAAAGGAGGAAGAGGAGGUGGCUCAGCACAAUCAGAAGCAUACUCGAAUGCUAUGUCGGAUGGAGAUGGCAGGGGUGGUUCAGCCCAAUCAGGAGCAUACUCUAACGCUAUGUCAGAUGGAGGAGGUAAAGGCGGUUCAGCGCAAUCUGGAGCAUAUUCUAGUGCUGUAACCAAAGGAGGAGGUAAAGGAGGUGCAGGAGAGUCUGGUGCAUACUCGAAUGCUGCAACCAAUGGAGGAGGCAAAGGUGGUGCAGCGCAAUCAGGAGCAUAUUCUGGUGCUGUAACCAAUGGAGGUAAUAUAAACAUUCAUAUGUGUAGGUAUACUAUAAUAAUGAUAUUAUAA